Molecule: messenger RNA, 1310 nt
Organism: Magnolia sinica
Lineage: Eukaryota; Viridiplantae; Streptophyta; Magnoliopsida; Magnoliales; Magnoliaceae
Exons: 7
Coding region: 80-994 (304 amino acids)
Biological process (GO): regulation of DNA-templated transcription; DNA-templated transcription termination
Cellular component (GO): chloroplast
Molecular function (GO): RNA binding
Source: RefSeq, a predicted model, not a curated record
GUCCAUAACGCUCGGAUAUUUUAUUUUCUCUCAUCAUCCAUUUGAGAGCCCGGUGAAGACAGAAAGACGGAGAGAGGAUAUGGAGGGAAGCUGUGCACUGAGCGUCUCUUCUUCCAAAACCCGUUUCCCAUUCAAUCUCUGCAACUCAUCAUCUCGUUUGAAACCCACCCAAAUCCUCACUCUCCAUCCCAAACAGACAAAAACUGUUGAUUUUCGGUCGAAAAACUGCGUCUUUCUACGGUCUUCUCGAAAUUCUAUUAUUCUUUCACCGCCUUGUGCUGUUGCAGAAGCCUUAGAACAAACUCCCAUUUCUCCUCCUCCUUCCUCUCAUUUGUCACCUCCGAGAGAGACGCCAUCGAAGGUAGAUAAGAGCGGGCGGUUUUGCAGCCCCAGAGCUGCUAGAGAGCUCGCUCUCUUGAUUGCUUACGCUGCAUGCUUAGAUGGGUCUGAUCCUGUUCGGCUGUUCGACAAGCGAGUGCAUGCCAAAAGAUUCCCUGGAUUCAUCUUUGACAAGGCAUCAUUAUUGGAGUAUGAUCAUAUGAGUUUUGGUGGACCACCUGUUCCAACGGAGACAGAAGAAGAAGCAGAGGAGUUGCAGGUCAAGUAUGAUAACGAGUCUGCAAUUGAAGAAGAUGUCCUCUCAGCUCCUCCAAAGUUGGUAUAUAAUAGAUCUGUUUUGCGUUUAUCUAGGAAUAUUCUGGAAGCAGUUGUGGACAGAUGGGAUCAUCAUAUCCUUGUCAUUGACAAAAUGACCCCUCCAAAUUGGAAGAACGAACCUGCUGGUAGAAUCCUGGAGUUCUGCCUGCUUCACUUAGCAAUGGCUGAAAUAGCAACCAUAGGAACGCGACACCAAAUUGUCAUAAAUGAGGCUGUCGAUCUCGCAAAACGGUUCUGUGAUGGCGCCGCCCCACGAAUAAUCAACGGAUGCCUUAGGACUUUCAUCAAGGAUUACAGUGGAAAACAGAUUGCUCAGCCGUCAGAAGCUAAAUCCUGAAGGUGCGAUGGAUCAGAUGAAAUGUGGGUGAUGUGGCAACGCUCCAUAUAUGAAGUUUCAUGUAUCCCCUUCCCAAGAAUGUGUAAUGCGCUGAACAACUUCAUUGGGGAAUCCAUGGGUGUUUGGUGUAGUUGCUUUGUUUUUCUUGUUAGCCCAAAUUCCAAAUGCUAAGCUAUGAAAAAGCGUGAGUGGGGGAUUUUUCCUUGGUAAAUCUUUUUUAAUAGGGGAAUGGAUAAACACUACGAUGUAUCUGUGUCAAAGGUAUUUCGACAAGGUUGAUAUAACUUUGAAUUAGAAAUGGGACAGCUACUUUGCA